Molecule: messenger RNA, 2767 nt
Organism: Armigeres subalbatus
Lineage: Eukaryota; Metazoa; Arthropoda; Insecta; Diptera; Culicidae
Exons: 11
Coding region: 409-2589 (726 amino acids)
Source: RefSeq, a predicted model, not a curated record
AGUCGGUUGGGUUCAGUGCUGAUCGUGUCGUUGAGAGUCACAGUGCCGUAGGCCGGUAACGUGGUGUGUUUAUUAGGAGAUACAGCCGUCUUUUGUUCUUAGAUCGGCAAUAUGGAUCUCGUGUUGUUUCUGGAACAGUUUUUAGUUUGGUACUGAACUCUACAGGAGGUUCGAAUAGAUCAAUGGUGAGCCGGAGAAAUCAAUUUCUAGAAAAUGUUUUAAUGCAACGGUUGGGAAUCGUGUUCGUGACAAAUGUUGUACUACUUUUAGUGGUAGAAGCAAGUAAAUCGAUAUUUUCGAACCGUCUCCGCGGUGCAGCGUCGUGCCGUACUUAUAAUUAGAAUCAAUAGCGUGCUGUGGUGGUGGUGUGCUACGGAAAUAUACGGAAGGCAGUGAUUUACAGUCAACAUGUCUGGAGUGAUGUUUGUGGUGCACAUUCCCUCGGCGAAGUAUGAGAAAAUCCUCCGCCAGAGGGUCAACGAAGAGCUGGCCAAAGCCAGCCAAGCUACGGUCGAAGACGAAACGAAGAAAGACGAUAAGGGUGACGGUGAGGGUACGAAACCUUUCCUCACUCCGCAACCACCGCGGCAUUUCAAAGAGCAAAGUGACGAAGACCGAAACAACUUUCUGGAUCUCGCGAACCUUCAACAGGAUCAAAAUAAAAUACCAGUUCUGAACCUACCGAACGACAGCAUUCCGUUCAUUGAUGUCUGUGAUACCGAUGCAGUGAAGAAUCCCGAAACAUCCCCAGAGCAACACAAAAAUAAAGAAGGCAACAUAGAUUCGAAUCCCGCAGGGAACUCGUUAGUUGUUCCUCUUGAUCGAUCAACGACGCUGCGCAAAUCCUGGGAGGGAAUAAAAGAUAUCAUGGGUUCCGCAAGGCGAACCAAAGAACUGCAAAAGGAAACGGAAAAGAUUCAACUGUCGGCGGAUUCUAGUCUAGACGAAGUAAUGAAGGAAAUUCUCCGCCAGAAGCACAUACGAACGUCCGCCUGGGUGGAAACCAACAAGGGUCGCGGCCACCAGAUUACCUUUUCCAUAGAAUCUGGUCCGCGGUGUGACGAUGUGAUAUAUAUGCUCUGUUCCUGGGGCAUCGGUGAACGGUACGGUUCAACGAUUUCCAUCACUUCGUGUACGCUAUUCACCGAGCAACCGCAGGAAGACGAUGAAGAGAAACAGGCGAACAACAAAACCAGCUCGUGGAACAGUUUUCUCACCUCAGCUCGAGCACAGCUCAACGUUGCAUCGAUCGUCGAUGAUGUCAAGAAUGGCGCAGUGAUCACGUUCGAUUAUGUGACCAUGUUGAUUACAGCUGCUAUAAUUGCUGCCUUCGGUUUGAUUGAAGAUAGUAGUGUGAAUUUGAUUGCCAGCAUGCUGGUGUCGCCAUUGAUGGGUCCAAUCCUCGCAGCAGUGUUCGGAACGGUUAUCAAAGAUAGGAACCUGCAAAUGCUGGGCAUGCGCAACGAAACAAUUGCUAUCGGAUUAGUUUUGUUGAGUGGAUUCUUCUUCGGGCUGAUCAUCAGCAGCACGGACGAGAAAUGGGGCCUCGGCGAAGGAGUGACGGCUGAAAUGUUGGCUCGCUGUCAGACGCACUCACUUAAACUGGGCAUAGCCAUCGCGUUGCCAUCGGGGGCUGCCGUCGCCGUGGCCAUUCUCGCCGAAAACGGCGGUGGACUUGUGGGCGUUGCCAUUUCGGCAUCGCUGCUGCCGCCUUCGGUUAACGCUGGAAUUCUAUGGUCGCUAUCGCUGUUGAGUUCGAUCUACGGAAAAUCACCGGAACAACGAUAUGCCACCGUCACGCAAACGAACCUCUACUCGGACAUCCAAUCAGUAGAGCUGUUCUGUCUCGGUUGUAUGAGUUUCUGUCUUACUUUGGUAAACGUAUGCUGCAUCUACAUUAUGGGGAUCUUUAUUCUUUGGAUAAAAGAAGUGGCUCCAAUUAUUCCGAAGGAUCAGAAACAAUUCUGGAAUCACGACAUCAAGAUUGCCCGGGAUUACAACAAAACCAUGCACACGAUGGACGGAAUGACGAUGAAUAAGCAACUGCUUCAAGAGCUGUCUCAUUUCCGUCAGCACAGCGAAACCGAUAAGCAGGGCUCCGAUCGGUGGCUCAACACCAUUGGCCGAGCCGGCCAGAACACCUGGUCUCCGCGGCAUCUGCACAACACACGAGAACAUCGACCCACGAUUCAAGAACUUGAAGCACUCUAUCUCAGCCUGUCUGCUAACAGUGCCGAAAAUUCAGGCCACUACCCGCCCCAUCACUCGGCGCACUCUUUUAUGAAAAUCCCAUCGUCGUAUCUGCGCUCGUCAAAGCCCUGGUCUCCACCCAAAUUCUCCUCCGCAGAAACGGAACCUUUGUCGCCAGGAAGUCACUCAAAUCGUACCAAACCCAUCGAAAUUGGGUUCCGACGCCAUCAUCGGUUAUCUGACUCGUUCCGAGCCAGUUCAGCUCCGCUGUCGAAAAUAUUGGAAAACGUUGCCUCUUCGACGCACAGCGGCUCCGACGAGGGUCCGUCCAACCGACAAGGACAGAAGCACAAAAACAAAUUUAUCGUCACCCCUGCCUACGAUCCCAUCCACAAGUAGUGCUCAAAUGCGAAUCUUUGAAAUAAAUAAGACUCGUACUCGCGUUGUGAAUAUGUCUCUGUAUAGUAUUUUACUGUUUGUUCACUGUUUAUUUUUGUAUUAGUUAUUGAAGAUUAAUUUCGUUAGAUACAGUAAGCUCGAACACAAAUGGAAGCAAAUUCAAUUUGCAUACAAGCUA